AUGGGGGAAGGGAUAGGAGUUGGAAUUUUGGCCGGCUUAAUCAGUCUCCAGGAUGUUCUUAUCUCAACAUUGUCCCAGGUUGUUCUUAUCUCUACAUCAUCCCAGGAAAGUUCUUAUCCAGACUGUCAGUAUAUCGUAAACCAUUGCGAAACUACCGGAGGUCUUGACCAGCCCUAUGGUCUAGAUAAAGUUCAUACUGGAGAACGUCCUUCUUCAGUUGGUAACCAUAUAGGCAUCUCCAAAUCAACAGAUGCCUUUGCCUUUGAUGAGGACAGCAGCAAUGAUGUACUCUCUCCAGAACAGCCACAAAGUGAAGACUCACAGAGUUCUCAUCCUUUCCCACAAGACACAAAAGCCACAGAGGUCUCUUCAUCUGCUCCAUCAGAAGCCACUCAGGAUCAUACUUCCAGCUCUGAAAAUGAGAGAUAUGAACCAGUAUCACACUCCAUCAACCAGGCAGACAACAUGAAGCAGGUGAAUGAAACAUUGAGCUCACCCAUCCAUAUACCUGCUAUGGUAAAGUCUAAGUCCUUUACUGACAGCAGCAAGAACCGCCACAAAAAGCCAAAGGAGACCAAACCAAAAGUGAAGAAGCUAAAAUACCACCAGUACAUUCCACCUGACCAAAAGGCAGAAAAGUCUCCUCCACCUAUGGACUCUGCUUAUGCUAGACUUCUGCAGCAACAGCAACUUUUUUUACAACUACAAAUUCUCAGCCAACAGCAACAACAACAAAGAUUCAGCUACCCAGGGCAUCACCAAGCACACCUGAAGGAACCCAAUGAAGAGUUGAUCAGAAAUCCAAACUCAUCAGUAUCCAUAAACAAUACUUCUCUAUCUCCUGUCAAAACCACUUUUUCUGGACAAACUGGCAUUUCUUCUCUCGAGCUGGGUCCUCUUCCAACAAAUCUGGAUGAUCUGAAGGUCUCUGAAUUGAGACAGCAACUUCGAAUAAGGGGACUACCUGUAUCAGGCACCAAAACAGCCCUCUUGAAUCGUCUUCGACCCUUUCAGGACUGCCCUGGGAACACAGUGCCAAACUUUAGUGACAUUACUACUAUAACUUUUCCUGUCAACCCAACCAAUACUCUAACCAAUUAUCAGUCUUCAUCUACUAGUGUCUUACCCAAUGAGUUCUAUCACUUUGGCAGUACCAGUUCCACACCGCCCAUUUCCCCCACAUCAUCUGAUCUUUCAGUUACUGGCUCUCUACCAGAUACAUUCAAUGAUACUUCACCAUCAUUUGUUCUACAACCCUCUCCUGUCCACAUUUGUGCUGAGGAGAGCCUAAUGAACAAUAUCAAUGGGGGGCGCAUGCAGUCUGAUUUAGAUGGGAUUGAUUCUGAAAAGGACAAGAUGUUAGUAGAGAAGCAAAAGGUGAUUAAUGAACUUACCAUAAGGCUACAGAAAGAACAAAGACAAGUGGAAGAGCUGAGGAUGCAACUUCAGAAGCAGAAGAGGAAUAACGUCCCAGAGAAGAAACAGCCACAGUCUCAUUUCUUUGGUGCUCUCAUAAAGAAGGAAGAUACUGUAUGCAGUUGUUCUUUUCCAGUGAAACAAACAUACGUGAAAAUACAAACUAGUAGUACAGAGAAACAACUAAGUACUUGUGAACCUACCCAACUUUUUCCCCUGAUAAAUAGUCAUUGUGUAGAGUCUGUAGAACAGACAAAAGUGCUUUCUUCAACAUUUCUUAGCCCUCAGAAUUCUCCCCAACACUCCUCAAUUGAAACUAUGAAAAGUCCACAAUGUAUAAGUCAGACCCCAUCACCCAACAACCAUUACCUCCUCUCUUCAUCUUCUAACUCCCAAGGAGAGAGUCAGAGUGGCCUCUCACAAACCUGCAGCCAAAUAUGCCCAAUUCAGAGCUCAAGGAUACAAGAUGGCAAUACCUCAGGCUUCUCUUCUGAGUCAUCCAGCCUUCACACUACUUUUCUUGCUAUCCAACCAGACACCAGCCAUGUUACCAGAGGUGAUGUUUCUCCAAAAAACUCUGAUCCAGAACACAAGCAAAUGACUCAAAGUCAGCAGAUGGAUGAACUCCUGGAUGUCCUCAUUGAAAGUGGAGAAAUGCCAGCAAAUGCCAAAGAAGAUCAUUCAUGUUUCCCAAAAGUGCAAAAAAUAACUGGAUCUUCUCAAAGUGUUCUCCACAAAUUCUCUGUUCCAUUUGAGCACAGUUCUCCAGCAACACAGCUCUCUUUUGAUCACUGCACAACUAAUGGUGACAGUCAUUUUGAAGUCUUACUGAAUUCUCACAGUCCCUUGAGCAAGCUCAGCAAUGCCACACUUCUGAAAAUUGGAAUUGAGGAAUCUCAGUUUGAAGAGAUGAUGGAUAAAUUCUCUGACAAAGCAACAGAUGAACUUUUGGUUUCUCAUGAAAUCUUACCAGCACCUCUCUCUCCCAUACAGUCUCAGCUUUCACCUUCAUCCAUAGAUGGAACAGGUUUACAGCUGAGUUUAACAGAAUCUCCUUGGGAAACUAUGGAGUGGCUAGAUCUUACCCCACCAAAUUCCACAACAGACUUUAGUUCUCUCACUGCCACAGACCCAAACAUCUUCAACAGUGAUUUCUUGGAUAUUACUGAUCUCAAUUUGAAUAGCGCCAUCGACCUUCAUUUACAACAGUGGUAA
Gracilinanus agilis (Agile Gracile Mouse Opossum) is the source of this 2631-nucleotide messenger RNA. RefSeq names its product myocardin (gene MYOCD). The coding region runs from base 1 to 2631 and encodes 876 amino acids. NCBI's taxonomy places the organism in Eukaryota, Metazoa, Chordata, Mammalia, Didelphimorphia, Didelphidae. Gene Ontology annotation, biological process: smooth muscle cell differentiation; cardiac muscle cell differentiation. The record is from RefSeq and is a predicted model, not a curated record. The transcript is spliced from 9 exons.